This is a messenger RNA of Schistosoma mattheei, 8307 nucleotides long. NCBI's taxonomy places the organism in Eukaryota, Metazoa, Platyhelminthes, Trematoda, Strigeidida, Schistosomatidae. The record is from the annotation of a GenBank genome assembly.
GGGCAAUUCGUUACUUGCCCUGCCGCUAAGACUUUGGAUACGUGCCAGUAGCGAUGAAUGGGGAAAUCGAACUGGUAAGAAGUUCUACCGUUCAAAAAAGCUUUCUGAAGUCACCAUCAUGUAGACCAGCUCUCCAAAGUGCAGACCACCUCACUUCCUCAGACCUUUCCCUGUAUAGUACGACCGUUUCUCGAAUGUCAGAAGUCGUACGCUCUGAUCUCGAUCAUCUUUCUGAUAUUGGAAUCGGAAGUAACACUACACCUGAAACUUUUGAGAACGCUCGAAAAGAUCGUGACUUAUCCCGUAAUCCCCCAAAUAGCUCUGGCAUAAUUUUAACACCAGUGUCCUGUCAGGGGUGUCAAGUAUCUACACCUUUAACAGAAGUUUGUGACUCACUGUCUCUUGGAUCACAAUUGACUAGUUCUUGUGUAACUAGCUCUGAUGAUCUGAACAGAAACCAUUUUCUGUCUUUAAUAAAAUCAAACUCAGAACAUUUGGAUAAGACCUCAUCGGCGUCAGAUGUAGCUGAUUUCGGGAAACUUGCGUAUGGUCGCCUUGAUGGACAGUUGUGCGAAUCAGAAUAUCGAAAUAAACUAAACAAAACACAUAAUUUGACUUCUAUUGUUGACCAGUUAGCAGAUCCUACUUGCUUGCGUGCUAAUAAUCUCAGUGCAGAUUAUCGUUUAAUGAGAGCAGCAUUAGAAUCUGGUGUUACAACUGAUACACUUACAGGUAUUAAUCAAAAAAGCGACACGAAGUGUAUUCAAGCUGAGUCAGACAGUUUAGACAUUUCAACUGAAUUCGGAGUACCAAGUAAUUUAUGGAACCACCGGAAUUGUGUAGGGGUUACUUCUGCAGACCAUAGCUUCUCAUUUGCCGGGGACACAAUCACGUCUCUUAUGUCUAACACAGAAAUAGAUCAAGAUAGUGUUUUAAAUGAUGGUCAUUGUAGUAACAUUUUCCCCACUGUUCACAGCAACACUCCCACUACUGCGACUGUUGCAGCUAAGCGUCCGAUCACUGGAGCUCAUCAGACUGCACGUUACCCUGCAGUUAAUAAAGGAGGUAUGUGGUCGAGUAAUUCUAAUGGGCUGUCAAACUCCGCACUUGGAUACAUGGUUUCCAAUGCAUGGAGCAGCAACGGCACUGGUGUUUCAGCAAAGUUGGGUAGUAGUCUUGUCACUGAUUCGAAUCCUCCUACAGUUUGUGAUUUUCCUGGAAAUGAAGGUAAUACGGUUUCGUGGUCUCAAAAUUCGUCAGUUCAUCAGACACUUCACAAACCAAACGUCCAGAACAUUCCAAAUAUGGUCGGACCUGUGGGUUUUGGUAGUGGAAUGGCUAACGGUUCCUUAAAUCGGACAGCUGUGUCCGUGGGUCUUGUAUCAGUAUCUACAACCGGCGUCAGUAUUACCAGUAACAAUAAAGUAAACGAGGCAGGUCUUUCAAAUAUAUAUAGUAUGUUUCCUAAGCGCCCCCAACACCGAAUGAUGGCACAUUGGCAGCAACAGCAACAACAUCAUCAAAAUUCACAGCAAGUACCAUUAGGUAAAGGUCUUAUGAACAUUGUCACAAGUAGUAUUCAACUAAAUGGUAAUCGUGGUAGUUUAACUGGAGUUAAUUCCACUCUCUCAGCUCUACCGAAUGGUUGUGAGGAUUCCGGUGUAAAUAAUAGUGCUGGAAGCUUGAAUAACCACUCUAUCAUCCAGGCGCUAAACAGUGUUGGGUCAUCAUCGUCUGCAAAUAGUUCACUAGUUCUGUGUUCUUCUGGAGACUCUUUCACAAAUACCUUGUCAUUCAACAGCCCAACGUCGGAAAGUUCCUUAGAUAGUUUCAAAUACGGGUUAGAUCAACAGCUUAUGGAAGUUAUCAAAUCUUUUGAAAUCAGUAACAUUGGAGGUUCUAAUUUAGUUUCUUCGAAUGCAAAUACCACAUCUAUGGGAGGGAUCGAUGAUUUAACAUUGUCAUCUAAUUUUGGAGAGGUAGACCAACAAAUACCUGGUUUAAAUUCUGCAAGCCAAAUGCCUGUCUUAGGCUCAUCGUCGAUACACAACUCAACACCUAUGAUAAAUGGUUCAAAUAACCAAAGUCCAGGUUUUAAUAGUCUUUCUAGCUACAACGGGAGUUCAAUGAUGGGUUCAGCUGCAAUAACAAGCCCAUAUUCUAUGUUUGCAAAUAUUUUUACUCGUGAAGAAGGAUUUUCACGCAAAGUAUUCGUUGGGGGCCUCCCACCUGAUAUAGACGAAGAGGAAAUAACUACUGCUUUUCGUCGAUUUGGCCCUUUAAUAGUUGAUUGGCCCCAUAAAACUGAAAGUAAGGCAUAUUUUCCACCAAAAGGCUAUUGUUUUCUGCUAUUCCAAGAUGAACGAUCUGUUCAAAGUCUUAUUAAUGCUUGUAUUGUUGAUGAAGGAAAAUACUAUUGGUGCGUAUCAUCACCUACGAUGAAAGAUAAACCCGUUCAAAUUCGGCCAUGGAACUUAGCGGACUCCGAUUUUGUCAUGGAUGGUUCACAACCAUUAGAUCCUCGUAAAACAAUUUUUGUUGGAGGUGUUCCACGUCCACUUAGAGCUAUCGAACUUGCCCUAAUAAUGGAUCGUUUAUAUGGAGGUGUUUGUUAUGCUGGCAUAGAUACAGAUCCAGAAUUGAAAUAUCCUAAAGGUGCUGGUCGUGUCGCUUUCUCAAAUCAACAAAGUUACAUCGCUGCAAUUAGUGCACGAUUUGUGCAAUUACAGCAUAAUGAAAUUGAUAAACGAGUUGAAGUUAAACCAUAUGUCUUGGAUAAUCAAAUGUGUGAUGAAUGUCAAGGUACUCGUUGUGGGGGUAAAUUUGCCCCAUUUUUUUGCGCUAAUGUUACUUGCCUUCAAUAUUAUUGUGAACAGUGUUGGGUACAGAUACACAGUCGUUAUGGUCGUGAAUAUCAUAAACCUCUAGUCAAAGAAGGAGCUGAACGUCCUCGUCCUGCACUUUAUCGAUGGUAGACGCAUACAAGUGUGUUAUUAUUUGCUAGCUUGUUCUAUCUUUCAGCAUGCUUGUUUCAUACAAAUUGGAAAUGUUUCUUCUGAUCUCGACCUCUUACUUUCAUUGUCUUCAACCUGUCGUAUUCUUUUGUUCUUGUUUCAAUCAUUUGGUGCUUUCCUUUUUUUGGUUUUUCUCUUAUAUAUUUUGCCGGUUUAAAUCCUUUUUAUGUCAGCUAUCCAACACCUAUAAUUAUAAUCAAUCAAUAAAUUCCACUGACAAAAGUGGAUUCAUUUGAUUAAAGAGUGACCACUGAGUUAAAACAUUUUUGCGCAAGGCCUGUCUAAGUUGGUGUUUUCGAAAAUCUUUUCCAUUGAAAUAUCAGUCUGCUUUUUUGUUGCCAUUUCCUAGUCUGUGAUUUCUCAUUUACUGAAUGCUGAUGAUUUGUUCCUCAGUUAAUUAUAUAUAUAAAAGCACUCAUAUAAUAUAUCUUAUAAACGACCUAAGUAAAUGCAGAAGACACACAAAUUGCAUACUUUGGUACUAUUAUUUCUUGUUACUAUUAUUCUCAUCACUAACUACUCAUCCUUUUCAUCAACUAGUUAGCUUGAACAGUGUGUUUCCUCUCCUUACUAUUAUACUUUUAUCCCGUUGUUUACUUACUUGUUGGAUUCCUAAGAAGGUGAAAUUGUUUUUUUUAAACUGUGAUUCAUUCUUAGUUUAGUUUCCUCUUCUGAAUUCUUAUCUCUUUGUCUGUGGAUAAUUUUCUUUCAUGUUAGUUCAUUUCGUGUUUAAUUGAAUUGUGAUCUUGUUUUUCUUUUUUAAGUUUUAUUUGAUAUCUUUAAAUUCUAUUCACUUCUACUUGUCUGUUUUGUUAACUUGAUUGUGUUACUCUUAGUAAUAAUAAUAAUGUAAUAUCUUUUUGUUUUGUUCAUUUCUUUCAUUAAUCUACCUUUCUAAUUUUGUUUUCAUGUUCUAUUUGUGAUCAUUUGAUGAUUGUUUCUGUCGGUUAUCCUUUUAGUUUGAUUUGACGUUUUUUUUAUCUAGUUGAUCAACGCAUGUGGGGUACCUCGAUCUCUCUUUAUGCAUUAUAUGUCAUUAUUAUUUUUACCAUUACUGUCCAAUAAAUGAGUUGGUAUUGAUGAUAGUUAAUUAGACCAUCUUCAGUAUAUAUAUAUAUAUAUAUAUAUAUAUAUACUAAUAUUUUUGUUUAUAAAAAAUCGACAAUGUUAUGUUUUACACUUUUAGCUUACUAAUUAUUAGAGGUGAAUUUUCUUUUAGUCAUUGAAUAAACACCCAUUUAUGAUGUAUACUUAUUUUUAGUUUUUAAUUUCAUUCUUUUCUAUAAACAUAUUUAUAUAAAUAUUAUUAUUUACAUACAUAUUUACUAUACACAUUAUUUUAAUUGUACUUGUUUUCUUUCUCUCAUAAAGCAACAUUUAAACAAAAAUGAUUAGCUAAUACAAGUGCACCAGCACAUUGCUUUACAUACCAAAGAUAGAUAUAACAUCUACUUUUAUACAUCAAUUCGGUAGUAUGUGUCUUGUAUAUCUAUCCUGAGUGAUAGGAUGCAAGCGAUUAAAAGUAAUAUGGUUUACUCACUUUUAAAAGUUUUUUGUUAACUGAUUUUUACUAUUAUUACUCAAUUUCUUCUGUUGACAAUGUCUUAUAUAUAUAUAAACUGAAGAAAACAUUUUCUAGUUUCUAUUAUAGAUCUGACGUUUCCUCUAAUGGUGUAGCCUCUAUCAUAUACUCCCCGCCAAACUACCAUGUUUCCUUGUUAUCUUUCUACUUGGUAAUUGUCACUACCUUUUUCUUUCCUUUGUUUUGGUGCUUAAACACUGGGUGAAAAUGUUUCGAGCCCUGGGGGGAGGGUGUGUAUAUGUGGGGUACUUUUUAUUUUUGUAAUGUUAUUUUGUUGUUGGUAUUUUCCUUUGUUUAUUUAUUUUUCAAUGUAACACUUUCUACAAAAACCCAACAAAAAUUAGACAAAAAAAUCAUAUAUUUUCUUACAUUCUUUCAUGUUGUUAUUUAAUAUAUUGUAGUUAUGGUAGUACGUUCACGCAAUAUUGUUUUUAUGUUUUUGUUCUCCAUCUUAUACGUUAUGCAACAAACAAGCAAGCAAACCCUUUUUUAUGGAUUUUAACAAUUCAACAUUGCUUCUUAUAAUGUCAUUUCAUGCGGAAUCAGUAUGUGUAUAUUUUUAAUUCUCAAUCUGGUGAGUACAUCUCUACGUAUACGUUAAAUGUAUACAUUCGAACGUGAUUCACAAUGCAUUUCCACUAUUUAUAUCAUUGAGUAACACAGAGUGAUGAAACGUGCGAAGUAUAAAUAUUUUAUGUAUGUUACACCGACAACUUUCAUUCAUCUCUUUUGUGUCGUGUACUUAUGCCUAUACUAUCUGUAUGAAUUAGUAUAUCUCUUUGUUUUGAGUCGCAGAUUUUCAUACUUCUCUCCUUGUUUUCAAGUCGUGGUUUAUUUUGUAAACGUGGAUGUUUGUAAUUUUUUUAAUUAUUGCGCUGGCUCGUGAUGCAUUCAUGCUUCAGAUAAUUUUCAUUACUAUCUACUUGACCCAUUAAUUCGUUUACUUAAUAAUAAUAGUAUUCUGUGAUGGUUCGCUUUCCACGCACAAGCCAUAUUCAGGGCGCUUCCAGAUUGUGAUGUUUUGUUAAAGUGAAGUGUGGCAAAUGAGUGGAGAGUUAGUAUGUAUGUGUUUUAAAAACUUUUUCACUCAUACUUUUUUUGCUUAUCAAUUUCAUCUGCUCAAUCAAAUAGUUUGCUCGUAAAAGUUUGUUGUAAAUGAUGCUUCAAAGGCAUUCUGUAACUCGCGUUUCCACUGAUCUCGGCUCUUGUGCGUACUUAUGUUGUUUUUAAAAAAAAAUAAUUUUACCAUUGGUUACCUUUUCAAAAUGAAAUCUAGUUAUUUGACUUGCGUUUUUUCUCUUUCUAUUCUGUAGUUUUCUUUAUUUUCAAUGAUUUCGUUUGUUAGACGACAUUUGGUCAUGAAUCUUAGUCAUUGGUUUUAUGGUGCUUCCUCUAUCACCUCAAAGUAAAUUUUCUUAUUGAAAUUUCAUGGUAUCUACUAUCCCAUAUAAAAGGACUUACUAUUAAUUACUGCGAAAAAAAACAUUUCUCUUGUUUACACUUUUUUUAUUUCAGUUCGUUUUCCCAUUUAGAUUAAAAUGUACUCUGUUCUACUUUUCUUUGUAUCGAUUAUAUUUAUGUAUGAUGCUUAAAACAAUCCUACUCAUUUGUACUGAAUUCGAUAUCACAGCUGACAUCAGAUUGAGUUUUUUUUAUAUCUCUGGAAACAAAAUAAAAAUGCUUUUAUAGGACAGAAAAUUCUUUCAGUUCUGGUUAUUAUACAUAUUGUUACUCAUUUUCUGGUAUGUUGUUUACUGUUUUUUAUUUGGAAAGAAAACAAAUUAUUCGAACAGCAAGUGAAAAUAAAUUGAUUUUUCACAUUAAUAUAUUCAAUAAAAAAAAGUUAACAAAAAAUCAUUGUUGCUGUUUGGCCAUCAAACAUAUAUCUGAUAAAAUAAAUAUUUUCAUAGUGUUUUUAUUUGUUGCAUCUUUUUACUACCGUUAUUUAUCAAAAUAUUUUAUUAGAUUUCUCAUUUGUUUAUAUAUAUAUAUAUAUAUAUAUAUAUAACUUAUUAUUUACCCCUUGUAUUAUCUACAUUCAUACAAACAAAGUUUUAUAUAUAAACAGAAAAUAACUGUCUAAAAGUAAUCCGAAUUUUUAUCGGUUUUUUUUGCUUCGUUUUGUUACUUUAAAAUAAAUCAAGAAAGUAUGUUAGAUAUUUCCAUGGAUCGGUAUUUUUAAGUGUCUCUCUCUUGUGACUUUCCUUUAGGAUGUUAUUUAUUUUGUGUUGUGGUUCCUUUCUCUUCACUCUUCUGUUUAGAUGUUAGUCUUUUGUUUAAUCUUACUGUUCAACUUUGUUUUUCAGUGUGAAAUGUGAUUUCCUCUUUUGUUAAUAUACUCUUUUAUUGUGAUUUGAUAAUUAUGAAACAAUUUUCAUCAUUUCCAUCUAACUAUAGCUCAUUUAAUAAUCAGAUUGAGGUAUGUACCAACUUUUAAACAGCUUCUUGUGUUAGUGUUCGGUUACUACAUGCAUAUAUGAGUACCUAUGCUUGGAGUGCAGAAGACCUAUUUAGCCAAUGUUGUACCUUCUAUAUUUUAACCUUUGUUACUCCUAUUUAUCUUGAGAUACUAAUAAAGAGGUUUUCAAUUUAUUGAUCUACCUUAAUCUAUCCGUCAAAUUUCUCACUUAUGUGCAAUAGCCAGUUUUUUUCGUUUGGUUAUUUUUUUGUUUUGUUUGGUUUUUUAUACCAAUGAAUUUAACCCAAUUUUUAUUUUUAGCCGUCACUGCCUAUUUAUUCUUUAUUAAUUAAUUAACACCGAUUACGUGCGCGGUUUCUUUCGUUUUGGUCUUGUUUUUUUUCUAUGAAUUUUUCAUCUGUUUCAGUCACUCUACUCAGCUAUUUUUAUAUCAGUUGAUUUACUAUACAUACACAUAUAAGACAAAAAAAUACAUAUUUUUCUUUAUUAAUAAUAGUGUAAGUACUACUACUAAUCUCGUUGUUAUUCUAAUUACCAUUCGUGAACAUCGUCACAAAUGUUCGUAGUCUGCAUUCGGGCGUUCCUAGGUCAUAUUUGUAACAGUUGUCGUUCUUAUUCCAAUUUAUUUAUUUGAUUUCCUCUUCUAGUUUUGACUGACUAUCCUCUUUUCGGUUCUGUUUCUUUGUUGCUGUCCUUCCUGACAUCACUUAUUGUUGUUGUUUCUUCAAUCUUUCAAUCACAGUUGCUCACCGUGUUUCAGAUGCACAUUUUGUUUACAUUUUUAUUUUAAACUUUUGUGCUAUAGAAAAAUCUUGUUUUCAUCCUCAUUGAAUCUUUAAAUUGUUUGUCUGCUGGUAUUUUGUUUUGACUUGCUUACUGGUUCUGUCUGUCAUCAAUUGUUAUGUUUAGUAUUGUUAUUAGCGUAUUAAAUAAUACACCCGGUUUACUGGGUUCUUCAGUUUAACAAUUUUAUCCCGAGAUAUAAUUUGUGAGUUUAAAGUAAAUAUUGUUGAAUACACUGUUAUUUUUCGUAUAUUUCAUCUAUAUUACCCAUUUAUAUUAUUAUUAUUAUUAUUUAUAUGGAAUGUAACAAUGAUUAGUUUCUUACAGUCUCAAAUUUCUAAUGCUCAUUCACACUUCAUGUGUGUUUGCAUGCAUGGAUCUUCACAUUUUUCUCAGUUAUCUCUCUUUUCUUUAAUAUUGUUAUUAUGAUCGAAAUUCUUGUUAUUGUAUUACUAAUUAAUUAUAUUGAAAUAAAAAUUUAACUAUAAAAAUACUUUGGAUACUACUGA